AUGUACACAUCCACUCUCCUCCGCUUUCAUCACCGGUCCCCAGCCACCACACGCACCUCCAUCACUCCACCUGCGCUGCCUCCUCCGUCAGAAUCGACGACCAUCAUCACGUCCGCCGCCGCCGCCGCCGCCGCCGCCACCACCACCACUGCCAGAUGUAUUGCUGGCCUUCGCCUCAUAUGCAUUACAGCUAAGAGGCUAGCGCAGCAUCCACUUCACUCUCGCCUCCCACAACCAUCAUCUGCCCAUGUCAUGACGACUGAGGAUGGGCAUCGCGACGGUCACUGA
This is a messenger RNA of Spirometra erinaceieuropaei, 288 nucleotides long. NCBI's taxonomy places the organism in Eukaryota, Metazoa, Platyhelminthes, Cestoda, Diphyllobothriidea, Diphyllobothriidae. The record is from the annotation of a GenBank genome assembly.